Aureobasidium uvarum is the source of this 1017-nucleotide messenger RNA. The record is from the annotation of a GenBank genome assembly. NCBI's taxonomy places the organism in Eukaryota, Fungi, Ascomycota, Dothideomycetes, Dothideales, Saccotheciaceae.
AUGUCUCCAGGGCCACUGGCAACAACCGGUCCAGCUGACCUAGGGCCAAGAAGAUCACAAGAUCUAUUGUCGAGGGAGUUCAGAGAAUACUUGUCGAGUGACCCGGACUAUCGUAGACUGGACGAACUGCAGCAGAAGGGAUGGAACAACCCAGAAGGCGACCAAUACUUUAACGCCAGGCGACAGAAAUCAGCAAGCGCUGAUCGAGGAGGAGGAAAGUAUGCACUGCUCCGGAUGAUGAAGAACAUCGGCGACCAAUUCAACACCAAGACUGGUGCCUUUGAGAUCUCCAGUGCACAGCCCAAGGUACUCGACUUUUGCAUGGCUCCUGGUGGAUUUGUCAGUUGCGCAUUAAAGUACAACGAAUCUGCGAAGGUGGACGCAUUCAGUCUGCAUCCAAAUCAAGGAGGCCACCGGGUCCUGGUAGACUAUGGCAUCAAAGACGAACGAGUCACGAUGGUCUACAAGGAUGUCACUAUGUUUGCUGCAGAAUUUGGAGUCCCCAGCUCUCCAGAGCAUCACUCAAGAUGGAAGCACCUGCAACAGAAAUGGCCAUACCACACACCUCACUAUGACUUGGUCAUAUGUGACGGCGCCAUCCUGCCAAGUUCCGGCUAUCAAGAUAGCUUCAUGAUCGAAAUCAACAGCAUGAUGACAUUCCGGCUCAUCAACUUGUUCCACGAGUUCUCAUCCGUUCGACUUUUCAAACCACCCAGAGCCCAUGCCAUCAAAUCAUCAUUCUAUCUGCUGGCCAGAAACGUUCAAUCAGAUUCACAACCUUGUCUGGAAGCCAUGACUUUGUUCAAGCAUAUCUGGGAGCAAACCACCUUUGAAACCAUCAGCGAAGCAACCUACAGACUGUGUAAUGAGUUUUCGGUCGAACGGCGACCUCUGUCGCCAGAGCUCGAGGAGUUCGGAUCACGGUACAUUGAACUUGCUCGUCCACUUUGGAAUGUACAGGCGGAUGCUCUGGCGGCUGCCUCGUUUACCAAGGUUACUGCUGCUGCGCCAUCGUAG